AUGUCCACCCGCCCCCAAAACAUUGGAAUCAAGGCCGUUGAGGUCUAUUUCCCCAGCCAGUGUGUCGACCAAGCUGAGCUCGAGAAAUUCGAUGGCGUGAGCCAGGGAAAAUACACCAUUGGCUUGGGCCAGACGAAGAUGAGCUUCUAUAUCUACUCCAUGGCUCUUACCACCCUCUCUUCGCUCCUUCGCAAGUACAACAUCGACCCCAAGUCUAUUGGCCGUCUGGAAGUAGGCACCGAGACACUCCUCGAUAAAUCCAAGUCGGUUAAGUCCGUGCUCAUGCAGCUGUUUGCUCCCGCUGGAAACACAAAUGUCGAGGGUGUCGACACUGUCAAUGCUUGCUACGGCGGCACCAACGCUCUCUUUAACUCCAUUAACUGGCUAGAGUCCUCCGCUUGGGAUGGAAGAGAUGCUAUCGUCGUUGCUGGAGACAUUGCUCUUUACAAGAAGGGCAACGCUCGCCCUACCGGUGGUGCUGGCUGCGUUGCUAUGCUCAUCGGCCCCAACGCCCCUAUUGUUUUUGAGAGCGGUCUCCGAGGUAGCUACAUCACCCAUGCUUAUGACUUCUACAAGCCAGACUUAACUAGCGAAUACCCAUACGUCGAUGGCCACUUUUCCAUCAAGUGCUACACCGAAGCUGUUGACGCUUGCUACAAGGCGUAUAACGCCAGAGAGAAGACUCUCCACGCCGCUGUGAACGGAAACGGAACCGAUUCCGUUGACGAAUCCAAGACCCCUCUUGACCGUUUCGACUACAUGCUCUUCCACGCUCCUACCUGCAAGCUUGUCUCGAAAUCCUAUGGCCGGCUUCUCUACAACGACUAUAUUGCCAACCCCGACCAUCCCGCUUUUGCUGAAGUUGCCCCAGAACUCCGCGACCUUGACUACAACCAAUCUCUUUCCGACAAGGCCAUCGAGAAAACCUUCAUGGCUCUUACCAAAAAACGAUUUGCGGAGCGUGUUCAGCCAGCUAUCCAAGUUGCCACCAUGUGUGGUAAUAUGUACUGUGCUAGUGUCUAUAGUGGUUUAGUCAGUUUGCUGUGUAAUGUCGGCUUUGACCCAGCCCUGCCCAAGCGCGUCGGCAUCUUCAGUUAUGGAAGUGGUUUGGCCAGCUCCAUGUUUAGCGCCAAGAUUGUUGGAGAUGUUUCCAAUAUUGUUGAGAAGCUGGAUCUUCAGAAGCGUCUUGAUGCUAGAAGAGUUGUCGCCCCAGAGGUUUAUGACGAGAUGUGCCUCCUGCGCGAAAAGGCCCACUUGAAGAAGGAUUUCAUCCCUCUUGGCUCCACGGAGAAUAUUGUACCUGGAACAUACUACUUGACCAAGGUCGACGAUAUGUUCCGCAGAGAGUAUGAUAUCAAAGCUUAA
Molecule: messenger RNA, 1365 nt
Organism: Ophidiomyces ophidiicola
Lineage: Eukaryota; Fungi; Ascomycota; Eurotiomycetes; Onygenales; Onygenaceae
Gene: ERG13
Product: 3-hydroxy-3-methylglutaryl coenzyme A synthase
Exons: 4
Coding region: 1-1365 (454 amino acids)
Biological process (GO): acetyl-CoA metabolic process; ergosterol biosynthetic process
Molecular function (GO): hydroxymethylglutaryl-CoA synthase activity
Source: RefSeq, a predicted model, not a curated record